Molecule: messenger RNA, 815 nt
Organism: Hipposideros armiger (great roundleaf bat)
Lineage: Eukaryota; Metazoa; Chordata; Mammalia; Chiroptera; Hipposideridae
Exons: 5
Coding region: 63-701 (212 amino acids)
Source: RefSeq, a predicted model, not a curated record
GUGCACCCAGGGCCUGCCAACUGCCUCCUCACCUUCUAGCCUGCUGCGCUCCCACCAGCACCAUGAUUAGGAAGGCCCUCAUCCUCUCUACCUGGUUCGUCCUGGCUGUGACGUUCCCUGCAGUACCCCCAUACGCAGACAUUUUAAAUUACUUGGAGUCACAGGCCGAACUAAAGCCACCUGCUGCCCCAGAGUCAACAGCUGCCCUAGACCUCACUGAUGAUGUAGACACGACCACUGCCCUAGACCUCACUGAUGAUGUAGACACGACCACUGCCCUAGACCUCACUGAUGAUGUAGACACAACCACUGCCCUAGACCUCACUGAUGAUGUAGACACAACCACUGCCCUAGACCUCACUGAUGAUGUAGACACAACCACUGCCCUAGACCUCGCUGGCAAUGCAGAGUCAACCACUGCCCUAGACUUCAUUCAUGAUGUAGAGUCGACCACCUACAUUUAUUUGGAGAAUAUGCAGACUUUUGAAUUGUCAACUGAUGUGGAAUCAAACACCCCCAGCUUUGUGGAAGAAGCCACUGAUGAAGCCAUGGCAAAUGUCACUGGUGAUUAUUCGGAAGAGCCCGUGACCGGAGGACCAGAAAAUGAAGCAGAUUAUCCAUUGGCUGUGACCUCUACUCUGCUAACCACAACUUUCCGAGAAGAUUCUGAGCUUCUGAACAAGCCUACCAUUCCAUUAUAGGAGUUUGAAUAAUUAUAAAAGACUACUGAGACAUAGGGUGUGCCCAGCUGAGGACGAACAGAGUGGAGAGAAUUGUCCGCAGGCAGAGGAGGCACAUUUCUUGAUCAUGUCCCC